ACAGCCUACGCCCCCCUCUUCCCGUGGGGCCGGCACCCGCGACCCCCCGCCCGGGGCGGAAGUGACGAGCCCCGGCUCAUGCCAAAAUGUCGGCGCCCAGGGGGAGCUAGGCGUCCGUGGGACUCGGCGGGGAUGGAGCGCUAUGGCACUGAUCUGCCCGGGGGACUGGGCACCGGCUGGGCAGAGGAGCCCGGGCAGCCCCCCGGCCGGGCACCUGGCACCAUCGAGCGCAUGGUGCCGUGCUUGGACCCGGAGGACAGCCCCAACGGGCUGGCGCCAACCCCGCUGAUGGACAAUGGGGCGGGCGCCCGGGUGCCCUUCCACUGCUCCGAGUGCGACAAGAGCUUCCGGUACCGCUCGGACCUGCGGCGCCACUUCGCCCGGCACACGGAACUCAAACCCUUCCAGUGCCCGCACUGCAGCAAGAGCUUCAAGCACUCCUUCAACCUGGUCAACCACAUCCGCAGCCACACCGGCGAACGCCCCUACCGCUGCACCGUCUGCCCCAAGGGCUUCCGUGACUCCACCGGCCUGCUCCACCACCAGGUGGUGCACACGGGCGAGAAACCCUACUGCUGCCACGUCUGCGAGCUCCGCUUCUCCUCCCGCAGCAGCCUGGGCCGGCACCUCAAGCGCCAGCACCGACCGCCCCCCGGAGGGGGCGCCCCCGAGCCGCCCAGUGCCACCCGCUGCCUGGAGCGCCUGUGCGGCCAGGGGCGGGCGGCCCCCUAUGGCUGCGGGGCCUGCGGGCGCCACUUCCGGCUGGCACCCGAGCUGGGGAAGCACUGGCUGGCUCACACCGACAUCAAGCCCUUCAAGUGCCCCGACUGCGAGCGCGACUUUAACGCCCCCUCCCUGCUGGAGCGCCACAAACUCACCCACGCCAAGGACCGACCGCUGCUCCUACCCUGCCAAGGCUGUGCGGGCAAGGGGGCCCCGGGGCAGCAGGAGCCGCAGGGGCCGGGCUGCCCGGUCUGCAAGCCCCAGGACACCCGCCCCCUGGACAGCUUGUACCAGUGCGAGUGUGGCACCUUCUUUGCCAACGCCGGCGCCCUGGCCGCUCAUCUGGCGGCGCACACGGGCGAGGCCUCCUUCGCCUGCGGCAUCUGUGGCAUGAGCUUCAGGGCCCUGCCGCCCCUGGAGUCCCACCAGCUGAGCCACGCCAUGCUGCUGCCCCCGGAGGGUGCCCCCCAGCCGGUGGCGACGGGGCCUGUGCCGCCAGCUGGCGGGGAGCUGGAGCGCCACCUGCUGCCGCGGCUGGAGCUGCGGGCUUUCCCCGCCCGCCCUGGCAAGAAGCUCUACAAGUGCACGGAGUGCGAGAAGUUCUUCCGCAGCCCGCGGGACCUGGACCGGCACGUGCUGGUGCACACAGGCGAGAAACCCUACCAGUGCACCGAGUGCGGCAAGUUCUUCCGGCACGAGUGCUACCUGAAACGGCACCGGCUGCUCCACAGCGGGGAACGCCCCUUCCAGUGCAGCGUCUGCCACAAGGGUUUCAUCACCUUCAGCAACCUCUCCCGCCACCUCAAACUGCACCGUGGCAUCGACUAGCUGGGCGGGGCCCCUGGCAGCCCUGGCCGGCCUGCGCGUCCUGCCUCCCACCUCCGGCUCUCCCUGCUGGCGUAGCCACAGGCCGGCAUGUUCUGCUCGGGUGCCCUCUUGGUGUUGGGCCGCGCACACCGGUUUGUUAUUGCAGGGUCUCUGGCACAUGUCAGUUUGUUAUUGUAGGGUCACUCAUGAGCGCUGGGCUGGACAGAUCAGUUUGUUAUCGUAGGGUCUCUCUGCAUAUGCUGGCUUGUUUUUGUAGGGUCACUCAAGCACUGGGCUGCACAGAUCGGUUUGUUAUUGUAGGGUCUCUCUGCACCUGCCGGUUUGUUAUUGUAGGGUCUCAUUGCACAUGCUGGUUUGUUUUUGUAGGGUCUAAUUACAAAUGGCAAUCUAUUGCUGUAGAGUUACUAAUGAGCGCAAGCCAGUUUGUUUAUUGCAGGAUCACUCAUUAGUGCUGGGUUGUACACAAUGGUUUGUUAUUCUAGGGUCUCAUUGUACACGCUGGUUUGUUAUUGUAGGGUCUCACUAUGUAUGCUGGCUCGUCAUUGUACGGUCCCUCAUAACCUUGGGACUGCACAGAGAAAUGUUAUUAGAAGGCGUUGGGACUGUGUGGGCCAGUCUGUUAUUGCAGGGUCUUUUGAAAGUGCUCACGCCGCUGUGUGCCCUAGGCUAGUUAUCAGGGGGUUGGGUUCAGCCCUGCCCUCGCUUCCAAGGGACAGAAGACCCAGCAGGCACUUAGAAUGAAUAUAUUCUAUGGGGGAGCUAUCAGGGGAGGGAUAGCUCAGUGGUUUGAGCAUUGGCCUCCUAAACCCAGGGUUGUGAGUUCAGUCCUUGAGGGGGCCAUUUAGGGAUCUGCGGCAAAAUCAGUACUUGGUCCUGCUAGUGAAGGCAGGGGGCUGGACUCAAUAACCAAGGUCCCUUCCAGUUCUAUGAGAUAGGUAUAUCUCCAUAUAUAUAUAUAUAGGGAUUCUGCACUGAGAUUAUUGCCUGCACUGCCCAGUAUCCCCACUAGGGGUCUCUGUACAUCCAGGGCCAUAGUGUCUCCUGGACACUAUCCCUUCCUGCAUUGCUCUGCUCAGUGGUUUUGCCCCAUGUGCCCCCAUCUCUGCCCUGUGACCCCCUGUCAGGGACCCUCUCUCAUCAGUUCACACCAGCUCCAUGGACUCAAUGGAGCUACAUCCGAUUUAUUCCAGUUUAUGAAUCUAUCAUCUAGGGAGAGCAGAAUAUUGGAGCUACGGGGGGAAUUUUAAGGCCGUGGCUGGAGGCUGCCCCAGAGACUAGGCGGGGCCUUUAACAUACAGACUCGGACCCAAUUGGACCAGAAGGAAUCUCCAGAUUCUUCCCUGCACCGCGGUCCGUGCGAUACCGACCCAGGCAGCCUCAGCUGCCACACUGCCAUCCAGCCCGUGUGGAGGCGUCGGCUUGGAUCCCACCGCUGACACCAAAUCCUUAGUGAUGGCCAAGACCCCUUCACAUGCACACACAUCCUAGUCCGCACUGGUGACUGGAGAACCAGCAAGCCUGUGAGCUUGGAUCUAGCCCUGCCUGUCUUUUCGACUGCAAGAUGUAGGGGUGUCACUCAGGCGCCCCCUCCUCCAACCUUCCACAUGUCCUCUCACCCAGCUACAUCCUGGGGGAAGGGAUAGCUCAGUGGUUUGAGCAUUGGCCUGAUAAACCCAGAGUUGUGAGUUCAAUCCUUGAGAGGGCCAUUUAGGGAACUGGGGUAAAAAUCUGUCUCGGGAUUGGUCCUGCUUUGAGCAGGGGGUUGGAUUAAAUGACCACCUGAGAUCCCUUCCAACCUUGAUAUUCUAUGAAAAGAUGCUUCUCUCCCAUUGCACGCUGGUGUGUUAUUGUAGGGUCUCUCAGUUGUGUGUUCCACACCCUUUGGUUAUUGUAGGGUCUCUCAUAAUGCCAAGGGUCACACUUGUU
Messenger RNA from Malaclemys terrapin pileata, 3477 nucleotides. It is a transcript of the gene FIZ1, whose product is annotated as FLT3 interacting zinc finger 1. Bases 79 to 1551 code for a protein of 490 amino acids. The transcript is spliced from 2 exons. NCBI's taxonomy places the organism in Eukaryota, Metazoa, Chordata, Testudines, Emydidae. The record is from RefSeq and is a predicted model, not a curated record.